Messenger RNA from Corticium candelabrum, 2427 nucleotides. Its product is annotated as muscle, skeletal receptor tyrosine protein kinase-like. Gene Ontology annotation, molecular function: protein binding; ATP binding; collagen binding. Gene Ontology annotation, biological process: positive regulation of phosphatidylinositol 3-kinase/protein kinase B signal transduction; cell surface receptor protein tyrosine kinase signaling pathway; positive regulation of kinase activity. The coding region runs from base 240 to 2207 and encodes 655 amino acids. The record is from RefSeq and is a predicted model, not a curated record. Lineage: Eukaryota; Metazoa; Porifera; Homoscleromorpha; Homosclerophorida; Plakinidae. Gene Ontology annotation, cellular component: signaling receptor complex; plasma membrane. The transcript has 8 exons.
ACACUGGUACAUAUCUAUACUAUAUACCCUUACAUAGUCAACGGCAAGAUGAUCUAUGGUUCAGAAGCAGACCCGGAUACGUGAACUUCGUGUACGUGUACAACGAAAUCGGCGAAAGGCACCUCCUCUUCCACCGAAAUCGAGAAUUAGCAGUCUAAAUUGAAAUUCAGCUUCACGUCUUCAAUUCUUGUUCGACAAUCCCGCAAAUCGUGCAUCUUGGAGCGCCAAAACAGGAAGAAAUGAAUACAGCCCCCUUCACAUACCUGUUUGUUGCUGCAAUCUGCACAAUAAUGAAACUCAAUGCAACACAAGACGACAUGGCAGAAACAUCUACAUCUGCAACAAACAUAAGUGAAACAAGUCUAACUUCACUCCCUGUAAUAUUAAAUGCUGCUAACCGCUCAAACCUUUCACCAGGUCUUGCAUAUGAAGACUACACUUUAAAUCACUCAGUGUCAAGUCGUUUCUCAAUUACGACAUGUGGUGGGACUGCAAAUGGAUCACGUUGUGUUUUCCCAUUUGUAGUCCGUGGAAUAGUAUACAAUGAGUGUACUCAAGUUAAUGAAUUUCAAUAUUGGAGGCACUGGUGUGCUACAGAGCCAGGAGAAUUUGCCCGGCACAAGAAAUGGGGAUUCUGUAACUGUUCAGGUAUAGCUAUAGGUCACCCAGGCCAGCUGGAUGCAACUUGUGAAGCAUACAAUGGCAGUCUUGCCUGUAAACCAUUUAGAAGCAACCGUACAGUAUUUGUUGACAACAAGUUCAGUCAACAAGUCCUUGGAAAACAUGGCAUGGAUUCUCUAAAACAAGCAUUAUUAGACAGUGAUGAAAAAGACAAAGAUAGAUGCCUGACACCCAUGAUAAAGACAAUAUGCCAAAUAGUGUUUCCCGACUGUAUAGAUACGCAUGCUCAGUACAGUGUCUACCCAAAGCCACUUUGCAAGGAGAACUGUGACCAGUUUCAACAUGGAAACUGUUCUGAUUAUUUUAUCCCACAAUGUGAUGUACUUCCCAGUACAAAAGAUAUGCCUUCUUCUUGUACAGAUAUUAGAAUAGACCUGGGGUACCACAUAUCAAAAACAGCCAUUUCUACAGAUGCCAUAAACCAAAGUUCAAAAUCUGUGAUUCAAACAAUAGGCAUAGUGGUAGGUAUAGUCGUACCAUUGUUAGUUGUAGCAGCUGUGAUGAUCCAGGUUAUUCGAAAACGACAAAAGCAAUCAAAUAACUCUGCCUCAAAUGCUUCAUACACAGUCAACAGCAACUCCCUCAUGCUUUCAGCUCCCAACUCAUUAUCUUCAUCUAUGACAGUCAAAGAUGCAGUAGAGUCAUGUUGUAAAGAACAGAAUUUGGAAAGCAUGCAUUGGCAAAGUGGCACAACUGCAACAACUAAUCUCAGAGAAUAUCCACUUGAAAAAAUUAAAUAUGUUAAAGAACUAGGUGAAGGACAAUUUGGCAAGGUUUUCAUGGGCAUCAUUGAAGAUUUCAAUACAUCUGAUGGUCAUCCACUGCCAGUUGCUGUCAAAUUGUUAAAACCAAGUUCAUCUGACAGAAUGAAACAUGACUUCUAUAAAGAGCUGUAUGUCAUAUCCAAUCUCUGUCAUUCCAAUAUCAUCAAUCUGCUUGCCACAUACGUUAAUGAUAACAUCUACUGCAUGGUGUUUGAGUACAUGUGUCACGGUGACUUAAGUCAGUUCUUGCAAUCUUCACAAAUAGGAGAAGUUGAACAAAUUAUGGAAGUAAAUGCAACAGUCAAAAUUAGCUGUGGCUUGUCAUACCUGGCAGAAGAAAAGUUCGUUCAUCGAGACAUUGCAACACGCAACUGCCUUGUAGGUAACUCGAUAACAAUAAAGAUUGCAGACUUUGGUUUAUCUCGAGAUGUCUACACAUCUGACUACUACAGAGUUGCUGGUCAAGCUCUUCUUCCAAUCCGCUGGAUGUCACCAGAAAGCAUUUUGUAUGGCAAAUUUACUCCUAAAACCGACAUUUGGGCAUUUGGAGUACUUAUGUGGGAAGUCUUUACUUUGGGGAAAAAGCCUUACUAUGGCCAGUCAAAUCAAGAGGUCAUUCAGUAUGUGAUGGGUGGUGGUAGACUUCCUCCUCCUGAUGACUACUGUCCUUCUUCAAUCCGAAAAGUCAUGGAACUAUGUUGGCAGCAAAAUGCUGAAGAACGGCCCAAAGCACAAGACUUGCCUAACAUGUUGCAGAUAUAGAAAUUGUCAUUAAAUUUUUUAGUAAAGUUCACAGUGACAGUUCUUUGGCAUGUAUCUAAUGUUGCAUGCAUCAAAUCAAGUUUUUUUCACAAUGGAAUGACCUGUAACUGGUAAUUAGCUCAAACUAAAUACAACUUGCUGGUAGAAAGCUUUGAGUACUAGAAAACCAUCUACAUUGUAGAAUCUGACAAAUAUUUGCCAGCAAUCAUUCGUGCUGCUC